CCGAUGCAAAUCUUCUGCACAAAACAUUCCCCCAGAGGCUUUGCAAAACAUACUCACCAUUUUCUCGACUCUCUCUUCCUCUCAUUGCCAUGAUCCAUUUUUUUCUUUUAUUUUCUCUCACAUUUUCAGGAGUUGAAUCUCUAGGCAUUAAUUAUGGGCAAGUUGGUGAUAAUUUGCCACCACCUGAUAAAGUUCUUGAGUUAUUAACAUCUCUCAAGAUCUCAAAAGUAAGAAUUUAUGAUACAAAUCCUCAAAUAUUGGCCACAUUUGCCAACUCGAAGACAGAGCUUAUAGUAACCAUCGAAAACGAGAUGCUAAGUCAACUGAUGGACCCUCAACAAGCACUCGAGUGGGUUGCAACCCACAUCAAACCCUACUUUCCAGCCUCUCGCAUCACUGGAAUUGCUGUCGGGAACGAGAUAUUCACUGGAAACGACACGGUGUUAAUGUCGAACCUCGUCCCGGCAAUGAUCAACAUUCAUAGUGCUUUGGCUCAAUUAGGAUUAGGGUCAUACAUUCAUGUCUCAACUCCAACAUCCUUAGCCGUUCUUGAGAAUUCUUUCCCUCCAUCAGCUGGUAGCUUCAAAACCCAAUUCUCGACUUACAUUUCACAAUUUUUACAAUUCUUAUCAAGCACAAAGGCACCAUUUUGGAUAAAUGCAUAUCCAUAUUUUGCAUACAAAGAUAACCCUAAUAAAAUAUCUUUGGAUUAUGCACUUUUAAAUCCCAUGUCAUAUAUGGUUGAUCCUUCCACUAAAUUAAAUUAUGAUAAUAUGUUGUAUGCACAAGUAGAUGCUGUGAUAUUUGCAAUGGCAAGAUUAGGGUUUGAUGGAAUUGAAGUUAGGGUUUCAGAAACAGGAUGGCCUUCAAAAGGAGAUUAUGAUGAAAUUGGAGCAACAGCUGAAAAUGCAGCAAUUUAUAAUAGAAACUUGUUGAGAAGACAAUUGGCUAAUGAAGGAACUCCAUUAAGGCCAAAUAUGAGACUUGAAGUUUACCUUUUCGCCCUUUUUAACGAAGAUAUGAAGCCUGGACCAACCUCUGAAAGAAAUUAUGGUCUUUAUCAACCUGAUGGAACUAUGGCUUAUAAUGUUGGCCUUUCUGCUUUGUUGAGUUCUUCUUCUUCAACUUCUUCUUCUGCUUCUAUCUCCUUGUCUUCUUCUGCCACUAAGACAAUAUCAAUGGAAUAUAAAAGCUUAGCGUAUUGGAUGUUCGCGUAUUUGGUGAUUAGCUUGGAGAUUAUUCUGACAAGAAGACCACUUCAUUUAGAAGAUUAAUUAAAUUAAAUGGAUGUGGUUAAGAAUUAAUUUGGAACCUAAAAAUUAAACCAUUUGAUUAUUGAAUCAAAUUAAUUAAAACCCAUCAACCAUUUAAUUAACUUUUUAGUUUAUUAGUGUUUGAUGAUUUGGUGUAAAAUUCAACAACAACAAAAAAAAGGCCUUCAUUUGUUUCUUCAUUAGCCAUGUAUUAAAUUGUUCCACCAUUGUGUAUACCUCUUUAAUUAUCUCAUGUACGUAAAACCAAAAAAAAGGCCUUGUAAUUCCAAUAUGCCAUUCGUUUAAUAUAAUGUUAUAUUCUUAUAUAUUCAAAUUCUCCCUAUUAU
Messenger RNA from Cucumis melo (muskmelon), 1600 nucleotides. Its product is annotated as glucan endo-1,3-beta-glucosidase 11-like. The record is from RefSeq and is a predicted model, not a curated record. Gene Ontology annotation, cellular component: plasma membrane. Gene Ontology annotation, molecular function: hydrolase activity, hydrolyzing O-glycosyl compounds. The transcript has 3 exons. Lineage: Eukaryota; Viridiplantae; Streptophyta; Magnoliopsida; Cucurbitales; Cucurbitaceae. Bases 90 to 1274 code for a protein of 394 amino acids. Gene Ontology annotation, biological process: carbohydrate metabolic process.